Molecule: messenger RNA, 855 nt
Organism: Drosophila serrata
Lineage: Eukaryota; Metazoa; Arthropoda; Insecta; Diptera; Drosophilidae
Gene: Cpr23B
Product: Cuticular protein 23B
Cellular component (GO): extracellular matrix
Source: RefSeq, a predicted model, not a curated record
AUGACAGCUAAGUUGUUUGUCCUGCUGUCCCUGGCACUCUUCUCUGCUGCCCAAGCGGAGUACAACUACAACGAGAAGGCGGCCACAGCCAUCAACUCCUUGGAGCACUCUGGAUCCAGUUCUGGCGAGGAUUUCCUCAGUGACUAUCACACGCCCAGUAACAAUGCCCUGAAUUCGGAGGCCACACCCGAAGGCUACGACUAUGCAACACCCAGCCGGAAUCAAUUCUCCGCCGGCAGCCGUACUGCCAGUGUUCAGGCCUCGAAUCUUCUCCAGAAUGCGGCCAGUGCCGUCAAUGCCGCUAAGGACGCCAAUGCGGAUAACAAUGUCGCAUCGGUCCUUCUUCCCUCGCCGUUGCCCGUGCUCCGCCAGCACCAAGAACCGGAGGUCUUUCCCCCCAGCUACAGCUUCAACUAUGCCGUGAACGAUGAGUCCACCGGUGACAUCAAGGAGCAUAGCGAGACCCGAGAUGGCUAUGUGGUGCGUGGCUUCUACAGUCUCAUCGAUCCCGAUGGCUACAAGCGCACCGUGACCUACACGGCGGAUGAUGUCCACGGCUUCAAUGCUGUGGUCAAUCGAGUGCCAUAUGCCCUGAAAACAGUGGUUGUUCCGGUGGCUCAAGCUACUCCCUUGGUGGCCCUUGAUGAGCGUUCGAAGUCUGAGAAUAUCCUGCGUUCGUCGGGAGCAACACUCCAGGAGUCAAACUCCGGCUCCCAGUCUAGUAUUAGGUCGGGAUCGAGAUCUGAAUCUGGAUCCAGUUCGGCUUCGGGAUCGGGAGUAACCAAUACGUUCGCAGAGGAUAGCUAUGCCAAUGCUCCCAGGGGACUGGACUCCUCCGGCGGUCCCUACGCCUGA